GGACAUAACGUACGCGCACCUGAAAAUUGCAUAGACAGUAAAAGAAAUUUGCUCAGGAUCGACUGCAAUUCAUAACAGGUCAGGAUGUCCCGCGUGUGGACGGGCGGUCACUCCUCGCCGGUGCUGUGCGCUGCCGUCUCCGGUGAGUCGACGGUGGCGACCGGAGCCGAGGCCGGAGAGCUGACCCUGUGGAGCCCCGCCGGCUCUCCGCUCUCCUCGCUCCGCCUGAGCGCUGACGUCUCGGGCCUGUGCUUCUCCCCGGCCAACGCCUCGCUUCUGUACGCCUGUCACGGGCGGGCCCUGACCCUGCUGGACCUCCGCAGCCUGAAGACGCCGCUGGCGGAGCUGGGGGACGUGGCCGAGGACGAGAUCAACGGUGUGUGUGUGGACGAGAGCGGGCGAACGCUCGCUGCGGGCGACGACACCGGGGCCGUGACCCUCGUGGACCUGCAGCUGAUGAAGGCCAGCGGGACGCUGCGCACACACACCAACAUCUGCUCGUCCGUGGCCUUCAGACCGCGCCGGCCUCAGAGCCUGGUGUCUGCGGGACUCGACAUGCAGGUGUGUCUGUGGACCCUCCCGAAGCCCCGUCCCGUCUGGAGUGUCAGUCUGCAGGACACACAGCAGGAGCACACGGGGCAGGUGUUCAACCCUCCUCUGGCUCACUGCGUGUGUGUGUCGUCCUGCGGGGACGUGUGUGUGUGCGCGGCGGAGGACGGCGGGCUGCACCUGCUGCGUGUGUGUGCCGACGGCCGGCUCCGGGAGCGCGGGAUGAUCCCGGCACACAGUCAGGGGGCGUCGCAGGCUCACUUCAUCAGCUUUCUCUCGCACCCGUACUGGCUCGCCAGCGGAGGCAACGACGGGCGCGUGGCGCUCUGGGACCUCAGCCGACACACACUGGUGGAGCACAGCAGGAGGAAGAGGAGGACGAGGAGGAGCCAGGACCCGCAGGACGAGGAGGAGGAGGCGAUGACACCCCGCCUGUGUUUCCAGCACGCAGAGAAGGUGAACUGGGUCUGUCCCGCUGUGCUGGAGGGAAAGCCCAGUCUACUGGUGACCGACCAGACCAACUGCCCCACGGUGUACUCGCUCGAGCCACUGUAACACACAGCUGAAAGAUCCUUCACAUGCAU
Molecule: messenger RNA, 1133 nt
Organism: Rhinichthys klamathensis goyatoka
Lineage: Eukaryota; Metazoa; Chordata; Actinopteri; Cypriniformes; Leuciscidae
Gene: wdr53
Product: WD repeat domain 53
Exons: 3
Coding region: 85-1104 (339 amino acids)
Molecular function (GO): protein binding
Source: RefSeq, a predicted model, not a curated record